Messenger RNA from Bombina bombina (fire-bellied toad), 3334 nucleotides. Its product is annotated as aminopeptidase N. Gene Ontology annotation, molecular function: peptide binding; zinc ion binding; metalloaminopeptidase activity. Bases 2 to 2941 code for a protein of 979 amino acids. The record is from RefSeq and is a predicted model, not a curated record. Gene Ontology annotation, biological process: proteolysis; peptide catabolic process. NCBI's taxonomy places the organism in Eukaryota, Metazoa, Chordata, Amphibia, Anura, Bombinatoridae. The transcript is spliced from 20 exons. Gene Ontology annotation, cellular component: cytoplasm.
CAUGGCAAAGGGGUUUUAUGUCAGCAAGCUCAUAGCAGUUGUUGGUAUCUUGUUUUCUGUGGCUGCUGUGGCUACAAUAAUAGCUCUUGCAGUUGUUUAUUCACAAGAAAAGGGCAAAAAUGUUGUAGUGUCACCUUCAGAAACAAGGCCAACCGUGUUACCAACUAGCAGUAUAACAAGUGCCCCUCAGAACUCAACUACUGGUUCCACAUUGUCUUCUACAACUACAGCACCAGUGGGUAAUGAAACUUGGCACAAAUUUAGACUUCCAAAAUCCCUAAUACCACAGCACUAUGAUAUUGAGCUCAAACCUUAUCUAGAGGAGAAUACAGAAGGACUCUACAUCUUUGAGGGCAAAAGUGCUGCUUUCUUUUUGUGCAAUGAGACCACCAAUCUUGUUGUGAUUCACAGCAAGAAACUCAAUUAUACCCUACAGUCUGGGCAUCAUGUUAUCCUUAAGAAUGAAGAAACUGGCUCAAAUGUCCCUCUAACAAGGACAUUUCUUGAGGUGCCAACACAGUAUUUGGUUGUAGAGGUGGCUGAAAACUUGCAGCCUGGCAAACAGUACUCUCUUCACACUGUGUUUCAAGGGGAGCUGGCCGAUGACCUGGCUGGAUUCUACAGGAGCGAAUACACAGAAGAUGGUGUAAAAAAGAUUAUCGCUACAACCCAGAUGCAGGCUCCUGAUGCAAGGAAAGCUUUCCCCUGCUUUGAUGAGCCAGCAAUGAAAGCUACCUUCAAUAUCACCUUGAUACACAAGCCAGAAUACAAGGCAAUUUCAAACAUGCCAGCAAUCAGCAGUACGGCAGCUAAUGUCGGUGGAGUAGCAUGGAAUACCACAAUGUUUGCCAGAACCCCAAAGAUGUCCACAUAUCUUUUGGCAUUCAUUGUUUCUGACUUUGACUACAUUGAGGCUCCAAACAAUGGCAGUCAGGUUCAGGUUCAGAUCUGGGGACGCAAAAAAAUUAUUAAAGAUCAAGGACAGUAUGCACUAAAUGUCACAAGGCCAAUUCUGGAAUUCUUCGAGAAAUAUUAUAGCACCCCGUACCCUCUGGUAAAAUCAGAUCAGAUAGCACUACCUGAUUUUAAUGCGGGCGCUAUGGAGAACUGGGGUCUGGUGACAUACAGGGAAACUGCUCUGCUAUUUGAUCCUGCUGUAUCAUCCAUUGGCAACAAGGAGAGAGUGGUCACAGUGAUAGCCCAUGAACUUGCCCAUCAGUGGUUUGGAAACCUUGUGACUAUAAGGUGGUGGAAUGAUCUGUGGCUGAAUGAAGGUUUUGCUUCCUAUGUAGAAUACUUGGGAGCACACGAAGCAGAGAAGGAAUGGAACAUAAAAGACUUAACAGUGCUCAAUGACGUCCACAGAGUAAUGGCUGUUGAUGCUCUGACGUCAUCCCAUCCACUCACAUCAAGCGAAGAUGAAGUGAACACUCCAGCUGAAAUAAGUGAACUGUUUGACUCCAUAGCUUACAGCAAGGGAGCUUCAGUUAUUCGGAUGUUGUCUGAAUUUCUCACAGAGCCUAUUUUUGUAAAAGGACUGGAGAAAUACCUGAAAGCGUUCUCAUACGACAACACUGUGUAUAGUGAUUUGUGGUUUCAUUUACAAAAUGCUGUGAAUGAAGAGUCCGUAAAUCUUCCACUAAAUGUCAGCGAGAUCAUGGACACAUGGGUGUUACAGAUGGGCUUCCCAGUUGUUACAAUAGAUACAACAACUGGAAAUAUAAACCAGAAGCAUUUCCUUUUGGAUCCAGAUGCAGUUGUUACUCGUCCAUCACCUUAUAAUUACGUAUGGAAAGUGCCAAUUACCUUUACAAAAACUUCUUCAACAAACAAUAUCUGGCUCUUAAGUGCUACAGACACAAACAGCAUGUUGAAAACCAGUGGAAAUGACUGGGUUCUUGCAAACAUCAAUGUUACUGGCUACUACAGGGUUAAUUAUGAUGAUGGAAACUGGAACAAACUUCUGCAGGAGCUACAGAAUAACCAUGAAGUUAUUCCUCUUAUCAACCGUGCUCAGAUUAUCGAUGAUGCCUUUAAUUUAGCAAGGGCAAAAUAUAUCAUCACAACCAAAGCACUUGAUACAACAAAAUUUCUUUCAAAGGAAGUGGAAUACAUGCCCUGGCAGGCAGCUCUUGGCAGUCUGAGCUAUUUUGUCCAGAUGUUUGAUCGUACUGAAGUUUAUGGUCCUAUGAGGCAAUACAUGAAGCAACAAGUCACACCAUUGUUUAAUUAUUUUGAAAAUAAAACCAUGAAUUGGACGGAACGACCAGUCACAUUAAUGGAACAAUACAAUGAAAUUAAUUCAAUCAGCACUGCAUGUGCCUAUGGCGUUCCACAGUGUGGAAAAUUAGCUUCUGAUCUUUUAAGCCAAUGGAUGGCCACUUCAACAAAUCGUAUUCAUCCAAAUUUGAGGAGCACAAUCUAUUGCAAUGCAGUAGCCCAAGGAGGAGAAGGGGAAUGGAACUUUAUAUGGCAAGAGUUCAGUAAAGUAGAUAAUGCUCAAGAAGCAGACAAACUCAGAGCAGCUCUGUCCUGCAGCAAGGAACCAUGGAUACUCAACAGACUCCUAGAUUAUUCUUUGGAUUCAUUAAAGAUUCGUAGACAAGAUUCAGUUUCCACAAUAACCAAUGUUGCCAGUAAUGUGAUCGGACAGAGCCUUGCCUGGGACUUUGUUAGAGCUAAAUGGAAAAUCAUGGUAGAGAAUUUUGGUACAUCCUCUUUCUCUUUUGGAAACUUGAUCCAGGGUGUUACCCGGAGAUUCUCCACUGAACUUGAUUUGCGUCAGCUUGAACAGUUUAAAAUAGACAACCAGAAUGUUGGUUUUGGAACAGCUACACGGGCACUGGAACAAGCCAUAGAGAGAACCAAAGCUAACAUAAAAUGGGUAAAUGAGAACAAGGAACCGGUGCAACAGUGGUUCAAGGAUGCAGUUACCCCCUGAAGAAUAUUUCUCAAAGUCCCUACGCAACACCAGGAACAAGCCACUAGCAUCUCCAUGAGAACUGCAUCUGGCUCAUGGUUCUGUCUUAGUUUACAAUUCAAACCUUUAUGUCCUGAGGUGCAAUAGGACCCUAAACACAUCAUUUCAUUUUACAUUUUAAGUAUUGCGUAUUUUUUUGAAUAUUCAUUUUUUAGAACAUCUGAGCAAUGCAUUACAGCUUAAAUUUAACACCACUUGCAAGUUGCAAUACAUUACUGCCCUUUCUGAAACCUAUAGCGUCAUUGCUAAAUUGAGGGAUUUAUCUGUAUUGCUCCAGAUUUAAAAAUGUCUGGUAUUGUUAAAAAAUAAAUAAAUGUAAUUGUAUUUAUAUUUUUCUAAUCAUGGUGUAUAUAA